Asparagus officinalis (garden asparagus) is the source of this 1139-nucleotide messenger RNA. RefSeq lists its product as uncharacterized. Bases 610 to 1029 code for a protein of 139 amino acids. NCBI's taxonomy places the organism in Eukaryota, Viridiplantae, Streptophyta, Magnoliopsida, Asparagales, Asparagaceae. The record is from RefSeq and is a predicted model, not a curated record. The transcript has 2 exons.
UUUAGUGAAAGUUCUCCGGAGAGCCGAUGGUGAUAAAGUCCCAUCUAUGGGAUUUAUAUAUGGAGAUAUGUUGGUGGCCUUAGAAGAGUUGAAAGUAGCCCUUGGAAAUGAUGAGAAAAAAUAUAUUCCCAUAUUGAAAAUGAUUAAGCCAAGAUUCAAUAAGAAGCUUUGUGGUUCACUACAUAAAGCGGGCUACUACUUGAAUCCAUAUUUCUAUUAUCCGGCUUACACGGAAAUUGAAAAAGAUGGAACUUUCAUGACAUCCCUUGUAGAUUGUAUGCAUAAAAUCUUCCCAAAUGACCAUGCGACUUUCACAAAGAUUGGAGCUCAAUUACCUAAUUAUCAAGAACGUCUAGGGUCAUUUGGAAAUGAAUAUGCGAAGCGAGGAGCUUCUAAGGGUGAUUGUCCAGGUAACUUUAUAAUAUUAAAUUAAUUCAUUAACCUUUAUUACAAAUUUAUAAGUUACUAAUUUUUUCAAAUAUGAAUUAACUAGUUACAUGGUGGAGGCUUUAUGGGAAUGAUACUCCCGAAUUGAGAAAGAUGGCAAUGAGGAUUUUGGCCUUGACAACUAGCUUUUCGGCAUGUGAAAGAAAUUAGAGCACAUUUGAGAUGAUUCAUACUAAGAAGAGAAAUAGAUUAUCUCACAAAAAGCUUCAUGACCUCGUCUUUGUCAAAUUCAAUGCAAAAUUGAAGAACAAACAUGCUGUCAUAGAUAGAGAUCCUUUGUGCGCCUAUGAUGAUGAGGAAAUGGUCUCUGAAUGGUUGAUGGAUUCAAACGGGGAUGAUAGCGAUGAUGAAGUAUUUCCGGGAGAAUGUUUGACUUUUAGACAAGUUGGUGACAUUUCAGGAGCUAAUCCAAGAAAGCGAAAAAGUGCACGAACGCAAACCUAUAAAAGAAAGAAAAUGUCGAUAUCAUCUUCUUCGAAGGGGAAGGAGCCGGUGGAGGAUGAUGAGGAAGAAGAUAUUGAGACAUCAUCAUCGGAGUCGAAUGAGGAGGAUAUUCUUACUCUUGAUUUUGAUGAGGAUUGAUUAUAGUCCUCUUAGUUUCAAUGUUAUUUUGGAAUUACUUUUGGAUAAUUGGAUGUUAAACAAUUAUGAGCUAUUUGUAACUUUGAAAACUUGGUUGUAUGCUUGCUUUG